UUCUAGUACCACCUACUCCUGCUCUCAUUUACAGAUAAAAGCUUCCUUCAUAGCUAUUAAUAAUAGAAAGAGAGAGAGAUAGAGAUAGAAGAAAUCAUCACUUGCAAAAAAUUAUUGUUCCCUCUUCAUCUCUCAUGGACACUUCGAGGGACAAACAACUUCCUUCAGAUACCUCUUGCAUAGCUUCCUCAUCUACAGCUUUUCCAUGUCAAGAUUCUCUAAACAAGAGCCAAGAACAAGGUUUCAAAGAUGAAGAAGCAGACGCUAACGAUUCUAGUCAAGAACUCAAUCUCAUCGACUGCAUAGAUAGCCAGAGUUGUAACGGAUCGGAUACAUCCACGGAACAAAAGAUUUUCUCAUGCAACUACUGUCAAAGAACUUUCUAUAGCUCACAAGCACUUGGUGGUCACCAAAACGCACACAAGAGAGAGAGGACGUUGGCAAAGAGAGGGCAACGAAUGGCAGCAUCAGCUUCAGCUUUUGGACAUCCUUACGGUUUCUCUCCAGUUCCUUUCCAUGGACAGUACAACAACAGGUCUUUGGGGAUUCAAGCGCAUUCGAUGAGCCACAAGCUAAGUUCAUAUAACGGGUUUGGUGAUCACUAUGGUCAUGUCAACUGGUCAAGACAAUCUCUUGAUCAACAACCAGCAAUAGGUAAACUUUCUUCAAUGGAUCAUUUUCAUCAUCAUCAUCAGCAUCACAUGAUGAUGAUGGAUCCCUCAGUAAUUUCACGGUCUAAAAAUAACAUGGCUAGAUCAUCAAGCAACAUAGGAAGAAUUCUAGUAGGGUCGCAGCCUCUUGAACAAUGGAGAGGAGAAGGAGUAUUGUUAAGCACUAAUCAGGAUGAGCAACAGAAGCUAGACUUGUCCCUCAAGCUCUAAGAUUACCUUUUCUUGAUUCUUGCAUUUAGUAUCUUUUAUAAUGUUUUCAUGUGAUCGUUACCAAUUUGUACUCUUAUGUGUAUAGUUCUGUUUAGUAAAAAUGCCUAAUGUAUA
Brassica oleracea var. oleracea is the source of this 995-nucleotide messenger RNA. RefSeq names its product zinc finger protein 3. Bases 135 to 881 code for a protein of 248 amino acids. Gene Ontology annotation, biological process: negative regulation of abscisic acid-activated signaling pathway. The transcript has a single exon. Lineage: Eukaryota; Viridiplantae; Streptophyta; Magnoliopsida; Brassicales; Brassicaceae. The record is from RefSeq and is a predicted model, not a curated record.